Molecule: messenger RNA, 2181 nt
Organism: Fusarium fujikuroi IMI 58289
Lineage: Eukaryota; Fungi; Ascomycota; Sordariomycetes; Hypocreales; Nectriaceae
Product: probable abc1 protein precursor
Exons: 1
Coding region: 1-2181 (726 amino acids)
Biological process (GO): ubiquinone biosynthetic process
Cellular component (GO): extrinsic component of mitochondrial inner membrane
Molecular function (GO): kinase activity
Source: RefSeq, a predicted model, not a curated record
AUGAGGUUCGUCGACUUCGCAAUCGACCUUGCGGCAGUGCUCAAUGCCUCUCGAGGUGUCGCCGCUAAGCAUGUCGCGCUCCGAGGUCGCCAGAUCGAUACCUACAGUCGAACUUCGAGCGUUGCCGCGGCAUUGAGGAAGCGAAAUGCUCAAAGGAGCCCACCGACGGGGGAGAAAGUACAUAAUGCUACGGUGGCGGGCGAUGAGGUUGUAUACGAGCAAGCUGCACCGGCAGCACGAGAGACGAAGCCUAUAAUCGAGACAUCGAAACAAAAUGUCCCGCCUGAAGUGACGAGAACUGAAAGAGCACCCUUCAAUAGCCCGAUACCCAAUUUCAGACCGAGCCCACAACAGCAAGCUACAACGGAACCAGCGAAAGAGGAUGACCUUGAUCUACCGCCUGGGAUCGACGUUAAUAUCUUCCAUACCGCGAGAGGCUCCAAGGUCCUCGACUCUCUACGAAAGCAAGGCCGGCCCGGAGCACCUCCUGCACGCCCCGGAGUUGGGGGUCCAGUGAAGCCACAUCCCAUGCGAGACUGGCCUCCGCGCCCACCACCCCUCGAAGAGAGCUAUGAAGAGAAGCCAGCAAAACCUCAAGAGCCAGUGUUGAAGCCAGUGGAACCCGUAGAGCCUGUAGAGCCAGCUGAGAAGGAGCCCCUGAUUGAGAAGUUUGUGCCGAAGAAACAGUUGGAGGAGAAGCCCGUCGAGCAGAAACCGGUGGAGGAAAGCUCCGUGCCUGAACCAGAAAAGACCACUCCGUCAGCCCCUACAGCAGAAAGAAAGAUCGACGAGGAUGUCAUUCAAGCUGCCAGAGAGAUUGCUGGGGAGACAACAACGCCCUCAGAGACACCCUAUGCCUUACGGGAAUCCAAGGUCCCCUCAUCUCGUAUCAGCCGAAUCUGGAACUAUAGUGGUCUUGCAGCAGGUAUGUUGGGAGGCGCCAUGACCGAAGGCUUCAGUCGAGCCUUCGGCGGUGGUGGCGAGGGAUCUGUCCUUCUGAGCGAGAAGAACAUGGAGCGUCUGGUUGCAAAGCUCUCACGCAUGCGUGGUGCUGCUUUGAAGCUUGGCCAGAUGAUGAGUUUUCAGGACACCAAGAUGCUACCUGCCCCCAUCCAGCAGGUGCUCCAGCGUGUCCAGGAUCGCGCUGAUUACAUGCCUGCCUGGCAGCGUGAUCGCGUGUUAGUAGCAAACCUCGGUCCUGAGUGGAGAGACCUCUUCAGCGAUUUUGAGGAGAAGCCUAUCGCUGCUGCUUCUAUCGGACAGGUUCACAAGGCCACGUUAAAGAAUGGCAAGCGAGUCGCUGUCAAGAUCCAAUUCCCUGGUGUCGCUGACUCAAUCAACUCGGACCUCGACAACCUGAGUAUUCUCCUCACAGCUACCAAGCUACUCCCCAAGGGCCUAUACCUCAACAAAACCAUCGACAAUGCGCGAUUGGAGCUUGGUUGGGAAUGUGACUAUGAGCGAGAGCUUCAGUGCGCUCAACGCUACAAGGAGCUUCUCGGUUCAAGCGAGAAGGACGUUUUUAUGGUGCCAAAUGUUUAUCCCGAGGCAUCAGGCAAGCAAGUACUGACCAUGGACUUCAUGGAUGGUAUCGGCGUGACUCGCAUCACCUCUUUCACCCAGGAGCAACGCGACUGGAUCGGCACCCAGAUUCUGCGUCUCUGUCUCCGUGAGAUCACAGAGUUUCGAUUUAUGCAGACAGAUCCAAACUGGACAAACUUUCUCUACAACGCGGAUGUCAACAAGCUCGAGCUACUCGACUUUGGCGCGUCUCGCGAAUAUCCUGAUGAGUUCGUCACACAAUAUGUGCAGCUUCUCGCUGCGGCCUCUCGAUCCGACAAGGCCGCUGUCAAGGAGUUGUCAAAGAGCUUGGGCUACCUGACAGGCCAUGAGAGUCGCACCAUGGUUGAAGCACACACAAAGUCUGUUCUUACACUUGCGGAGCCUUUUCUUGCCAACGCACCCGAUAUUUAUGACUUCAAAGACCAGACAAUCACCGAGCGUGUCAAGGCUCUCAUCCCUGUCAUGCUCCACGAGCGACUGGCACCUCCACCAGAAGAGACAUACAGUCUGCACCGAAAGCUCAGCGGUGCGUUCCUCUUGUGUGCAAAACUGGGUAGCAAGGUCCCUUGCAAGUCCAUGUUUGAGGAUGCGCUUGCCAAGGGGGGAUAUAGUAGGUGA